This is a messenger RNA of Symbiodinium natans, 2817 nucleotides long. The record is from the annotation of a GenBank genome assembly. Lineage: Eukaryota; Dinophyceae; Suessiales; Symbiodiniaceae.
GGCUCCAUCAUGGCAUCUUCAGGGAAUGCCUGGAAGCUUCUUGUUUUGGAAGCGCAGCUCUGCGACUCUUCCAGGCGACUGACGACUGUUCGCACUCUGGUGCACAGUCUGCAAGACAAGGUCCAAAUUGGCACAGCUGCACGGCAACUGCACGUGGAUCUGCGAAAUGUUUUUGCAGCUUGGUGGAGUACCACCGCAGAGGCACGAUUGGAAAGAUGGAGUCCCGAUGCUGAGAACGUUGAUCUGCAAGUAUUGCAAGCUGGUGGGCCUGGUUCGUACCCGUGCAUGGCACGACACGCUUUCGACUCUUUCGCAUCUUCUUCUGAUGGGUCUUUCGUAUGGUCGGAGGACGAAAUCCCCGAGAUGCAGCUUGACGUGGGCUCGCAGGGCGUCGGAAGUUAUGGCCUGCAGGGCUUUCACAAAGCAAGUGUGGAGCUUGCAGACCGAUUGCAAUGCUGGGAGAGCCAGGGCCAGAAAGCGAGGGCUUUGCGGCAAAUGGUCUUGAGAGCCUGGUCCUGGUGGACUUUUCAUGCGCUGCAAAGGCUACAAGGGCUACGGCACCUGUCAGUGGGCCACUGGAGCCACUGCAGGGGCGUUUUGGACAGCGCCGGUCCCUACUUCAUUGCUUGGGAGCUCCUUGUACUGCGUGGGCAUUCCCUUCAGCUGAAGCUCAAAGGAAGCCGCAGCUUGCAAGGGCGGUUUUGCUCCGUGACGUUCGGAGCUUGGAAAGCCAAGUCGCUUCUGGGCCACAGUAAACAGUCCUUGUGCGAAAAGUUAAAGCUUUUCUCCGAGAAGGACGCUGUUCGCAGCUGUUGGAAAGCGUGGCGUUCCACGUGUACGCGGGAGGUUGAAGCCCUUGAAGCAUUUGAAGCCUCAUGGGAAAGACUUGUCGCCAGCAUGCUUCGAAGCCGUGCGCGACAGACUGCGCUCGAGUGCUUGGUUGAUGCGAUGGAAGCUCGGACCGAGCGCGAGCACGCAGUGGUCACGGAGCAGAACAUGGCAUUGCACCAGCGCGCUGAGCGACUUCUCCUGCUUCUUGCCUUUAUUGUUUGGCAAUUCGCCUGUGAAGCCGGCCGGUUACGGCAUGUUCUGGACAGGACCGACUCAACUGGAAAGGCAGUGGUCGCAGAGCUUGCAGCACAACAUGCGCAUUUUGUGCGCUUGGUGGCGCUGCAAAGUGUCUUUGCAUCUUGGUCCUGGCUUGCACGCCUUGCGCGGCUGCAGCGGCAGUGUCAAGGCUACGCCCUGAACAGCAGCAAGCAAGGGCAUGCCGAAGUUCUCGGCUUGUGUUUAGUCGCUUGGCGGCAGAGUCAGAUGAGUCGGGCAAGUCGCAGUCACGAGAGAAGCAAGUUAGAAGCCCUCAGUGGAAUCCUGUGGCGUACGAGCCUUUCCACCCGAUGGUUCUAUCGCUGGAUGUGGGUCACGCAGAGGCUGCGUGCAGAUCGUCAGGUACCCGAGCGCUCGGAGCCAGACGAAGGAAUCAGGGUCACGGAGAGGCGCCGGCUGCACCUGCGACUUGUGUUGCUGGCUUGGGCAGCGCAGGGCAUUUCGAGACGUCAGCAACGAAUGUCGAGCAGCUCCGCCGACUCCAGGUCUAGAUUGAGCGCAUUAGACAUCAGGCAGCUGCGACACGUGCUUUUCCGCGACAGUCGUGACGAUGCAAUUAGAUGUGUCGCUUUCCUCGCUUGGAAGGUGGAGCAUCUACAAGAAAGCCGUUCGGCACUGAAAUCUUGUGAGCAAGCUGCCCAAGCUGCUAGGCAACAGAGCACCAAACGUUUGGGCGAAGAGGCAGCGAGAGGCUUACUUCAAUUGACGAUGCAUGCCUGGUGUCAACUUAAAAUGUCCAACCGGCGUGCACGGACCAACGUGGACAUUCAAGCAAGGCUUGCAGCUUUGCUUAGUAGCUUCACGAUAGUGAAGUGUUUUCAGAAAUGGCUCUGGCUCGUUGCUUGCCCAGUCAAGCUCCUAUCAUGGGUGCGUAUUGUGCAGCUUGCAAUCUACACAAAGUCUGUUCCCCUGGCUGAAGUAUCCGAAGUUGAUACAGGCUCCAAUAGCCAACUAAAGGAAGCUCUUUCACCGCCAAAGGAGGACCCUGCUCAGAACAAGUCCCACAACUCCGCUGCGGAAGUUGAAGUCAUUACAGAUGAGGAGAGCCAGCCGGAAGAAGAGCAGCUGCCAGCUGUGUAUCAACCUGUGAUGUGUGCGCAAGCGCCAAGCUCGCAGCAUGGUCCAUCUUUAAGGUCCUCAUCAAAGCUUCAGAGUUUUCAGAGACCCGACGAUGCCAAGCCGACCCUGUCCGAUCCAUUGCUAUCUGUGCAGGACGAGUUAAGCGAGUGCUGUCCGAAUAUUGUCGUAUCACCUGCUGAAGAUCUGCGCAGACGCUUGUACCUGAAGCAAGCGCCCCUGGUGCGGCGUGUGUUUCACAGGUGGUGGGACAUGUGUCUGGCGGGGCAGCUGCGCCUUGUGGAGCUUUGUGCCCCCGUCGAAAGGCCACGUCCGGCUCCCUCCUCACUUUCCAGGCCAGAGCGUGCUGCUUGCUUGGCUCGGCUUCUUCAUGAAGCUGAGACUGCAGCUUUCGAAGCUGUGAAUGUGGUGAGAAGCCCUGACCGGGCGCCCAGAGAGAUGCUGGAGAACGAAAGCUCACUGGCACUCAAGGCCAAAGAUGAUGAAUGCAGGUGGGGUGAUGAGACUUGGCUUCUUGCGAAAUCGCGGCCAGUUGCAGUCCCUGUAGCGGCGUCGAUGCAGCGAAGCAGGAGUUUGAAGGGGGCAGCGGAGCCGGUCACAAGAGCUGCGCUUUUGGCAGCCAGCCCAACGUGA